AGUGUAAGAAUCCAGACUUAGUAAAUGCAUUUGUUGUUUGGGUUGGUAACAUGUGUCUUGUGCUUCAAGAUCGUAGAUACAUUUCUUCAAUGUACUGCAUCAACACAGUCAGUUAAAAAUGUCUUACACUGUCCGAAAAACGAGACUGAAUGGACAACAGCUAAAACAUUAAAAGGAUGCGGGACUAUUCAACAAAACUGCUCUGAAUUUGAAAGUCUCGAGUACCAUUGUGUACCCACUGAAGAUGAGGAUGUCUAUGUGGAUUUGUGUGCCUUCCCAAUAAUGUCUCAUGGUGGCUUCUGUACCGAAUGGAAUACUGGUGGAGAAACACUACAACCUUCUGGAAAUAGGAGCUGCACAGCCUCAUCAAACCCAUGUCCCAAUUCUUACUUGUCAAAUGAAACAUAUAAUUAUCAUAUAUGCUACAAAACAAAUAUUACGGAACAUUCGCAGAUGCAUGGUUCGAAUUCCACAAUUCGUCUACAGACACGGGCAAUUCUCCCCAUGGUGCUCGGCGUUACCAUUUCCUUUCUUCGUUUCCGAUAUCGAAGAUAAAGGGGAAAAGAGGCAUAACCUUUACAAACGCUGAAUAAGAAGUGACUGGGAACUCUGCUAUACAUCUGGAAUUUUUUUUAUUGUUAUUAACAUUCAAAACAUCUUUUUUUUUUUUGCAUUAUAUCAAUGAUUCUUUUGUUAUAUAGUCGAUCUAGUAUAAAUGGUAACAUAAAAUACAAUGAUAAAUCUAAAUGAAUACAUUACUGACCUGUUUCCGUUUGUCUGAAACUUUGAAAAUGUAGAUUUAAUAAGAUCGUCUGCAACAAAACUACUUUCUUUUUUCAAUAAAUAUCUUUUUUUAACAAUGUGACAUAUAGGCUUUUUAUAUUUUAUUUGUUGAACGAUUAUAUCACAGGUGAUUCUAUUAUUGUUUUUUUUUUUAAGAAGACAAGCACAGCUAGAAAUAUUAAAAGCAUAAACAGCACCAUCACUUUUAUUUAAACCUAGAUGCAAAUUCCCUUGUAAAAGAGAAGUAUUAACAGUAAAACUUAUGCUGUCAUUAGAAUCAGAGUUUAAAUGUUCCAGUUAAAUCUGUAUCUCAAGCAAAAUAUGCAUCCUUAGUGACAUCAUAAUUUACAACUCAAUUUGUCAAUGUACAUGUAUUAACAUUGCACAUGUAUUAAAAUUGUAUAUGUACAAAUGUCUAGCCUCCAUUAACAGUUGUA
Messenger RNA from Saccostrea echinata, 1220 nucleotides. RefSeq lists its product as uncharacterized. The record is from RefSeq and is a predicted model, not a curated record. The coding region runs from base 25 to 555 and encodes 176 amino acids. The transcript has 6 exons. NCBI's taxonomy places the organism in Eukaryota, Metazoa, Mollusca, Bivalvia, Ostreida, Ostreidae.